UCUUUUCCUCGCCUCUCCUCGCCCCUCGCUCCAAGCUUCUCUCUCCUCGCCUCCGCCCGCCGUCUACCGCUCGCCGCCGCCGCUGAUUCGCCGCCGGAGCCUCGGAGUAGAGCGCGCCCUGUCUAGUUUCUUGAGCAGGAUCUUAAACUACUAAGUAUGUCUGUCUCAAAUGGGAAGUGGAUCGACGGGCUCCAGUUCUCUUCACUAUUCUGGCCCCCGCCACACGAUGCACAGCAGAAACAGGCACAAACUUUGGCCUACGUUGAGUACUUUGGUCAGUUUACAUCUGACAGUGAGCAAUUCCCGGAGGAUGUAGCUCAGCUCAUCCAAAGUUACUAUCCAUCGAAAGAAAAACGCUUGGUAGAUGAAGUAUUAGCAACCUUUGUUCUCCAUCACCCCGAGCAUGGUCAUGCAGUUGUACAUCCAAUUCUUUCACGCAUCAUAGAUGGGUCCCUGAGUUAUGAUAGACAUGGUUCCCCAUUCAAUUCUUUCAUCUCUUUAUUUACCCAAACUGCUGAGAAAGAGUAUUCAGAGCAGUGGGCUUUGGCCUGUGGAGAAAUUCUUAGAGUUCUUACUCACUACAAUAGGCCAAUCUUCAAAGUUGCGGAAUGUAACGACACCUCCGACCAGGCCACAACAAGUUAUUCCUUACAGGACAAAGCUAAUAGCUCUCCAGAUAAUGAACCUGAACGGAAGCCAUUGAGGCCAUUAUCUCCUUGGAUCACAGACAUUUUGUUAAAUGCACCUUUGGGCAUUAGAAGUGACUAUUUUAGAUGGUGUGGUGGAGUCAUGGGAAAAUACGCAGCUGGUGGAGAACUGAAGCCUCCAACAACUGCUUACAGCCGGGGAGCUGGUAAGCAUCCACAACUUAUGCCAUCCACCCCUAGAUGGGCUGUUGCCAAUGGAGCUGGAGUCAUCUUAAGUGUCUGUGACGAGGAAGUAGCUCGUUACGAGACAGCAAACUUAACCGCAGCAGCUGUUCCUGCGCUUCUGCUACCUCCACCGACAACGCCCUUGGAUGAGCAUUUGGUGGCAGGGUUGCCCCCUCUUGAACCAUACGCUCGCUUGUUUCACAGAUACUACGCAAUUGCUACUCCAAGUGCUACACAGAGGUUGCUCUUUGGUCUUCUUGAAGCACCGCCUUCAUGGGCUCCAGAUGCACUUGAUGCAGCAGUACAGCUUGUUGAACUCCUUCGAGCAGCCGAAGAUUAUGCUACUGGCAUGCGGCUUCCGAAAAAUUGGCUGCAUCUUCAUUUCUUGCGUGCAAUCGGAACUGCAAUGUCUAUGAGAGCUGGCAUGGCUGCUGAUACGGCCGCUGCCUUGCUAUUUCGUAUACUAUCCCAACCAACGUUGCUUUUUCCUCCACUAAGACAUGCUGAAGGAGUUGUGCAGCAUGAACCACUGGGUGGCUAUGUAUCAUCAUACAAAAGACAGCUGGAGAUUCCUGCAUCUGAAACCACUAUUGAUGCUACUGCGCAAGGCAUUGCUUCCUUGCUGUGCGCUCAUGGUCCUGAUGUUGAGUGGAGAAUAUGUACCAUCUGGGAAGCUGCCUAUGGUUUGUUACCUCUGAAUUCAUCAGCAGUCGAUUUGCCUGAAAUUGUUGUAGCUGCUCCGCUUCAGCCACCUACUUUAUCAUGGAGCCUAUACUUGCCAUUGUUGAAAGUAUUUGAGUAUCUACCUCGUGGAAGUCCAUCUGAAGCAUGCCUUAUGAGAAUAUUUGUGGCAACGGUUGAAGCUAUACUCAGAAGAACUUUCCCUUCGGAAACCUCUGAACCAUCCAAAAAACCAAGAAGUCCAUCUAAGAGCCUUGCUGUUGCUGAACUCCGUACGAUGAUACAUUCACUCUUUGUUGAAUCAUGUGCCUCAAUGAACCUUGCUUCGCGGUUGUUGUUUGUAGUAUUAACUGUCUCAGUCAGUCAUCAAGCUCUGCCAGGGGGCAGCAAAAGACCUACAGGCAGUGAGAACCAUUCUUCUGAGGAGUCCACUGAGGACUCAAAAUUAACCAAUGGAAGAAACAGAUGCAAGAAGAAACAAGGGCCUGUCGGUACCUUUGACUCGUAUGUGCUGGCUGCUGUCUGUGCUUUAUCUUGUGAGCUUCAGCUUUUCCCUAUACUUUGCAAGAAUGUUACAAAGUCAAACAUAAAAGACUCUAUAAAGAUUACCAUGCCUGGAAAAACCAACGGGAUCAGUAAUGAGCUACACAAUAGCGUUAACUCAGCGGUUCUCCAUACUCGUAGAAUUCUUGGCAUCCUGGAAGCUCUUUUCUCCUUGAAGCCAUCAUCAGUUGGUACCUCCUGGAGCUAUAGUUCAAAUGAGAUAGUUGCAGCAGCAAUGGUUGCUGCUCAUGUUUCUGAGUUAUUCCGUCGGUCGAGGCCAUGCCUAAAUGCACUAUCUGCACUGAAGCGAUGUAAGUGGGAUGCUGAGAUUUCUACCAGGGCAUCAUCGCUUUACCAUCUGAUCGACUUGCAUGGUAAAACUGUGUCAUCCAUCGUGAACAAAGCUGAGCCUUUGGAAGCUCACCUGAACCUUACAGCAGUAAAGAAAGAUGAUCAACACCACAUUGAGGAAAGCAAUACCAGCUCAUCGGAUUAUGGCAACUUGGAAAAGAAGAGUAAGAAAAAUGGUUUUUCAAGACCACUCAUGAAAUGUGCAGAACAGGCUAGGAGAAAUGGUAACGUUGCUAGUACAUCGGGGAAAGCUACUGCAACUUUACAGGCGGAAGCAUCUGAUUUGGCAAACUUCCUUACCAUGGACAGGAACGGGGGUUAUGGUGGUUCUCAAACUCUCCUAAGAACUGUAAUGUCAGAAAAGCAGGAACUAUGCUUUUCUGUUGUCUCAUUGCUGUGGCAUAAGCUUAUUGCAUCUCCCGAAACACAGAUGUCUGCAGAGAGUACAUCAGCUCAUCAGGGUUGGAGAAAGGUUGCAGAUGCGCUUUGUGAUGUUGUUUCAGCUUCACCGGCCAAGGCUUCAACUGCUAUUGUCCUGCAGGCUGAGAAGGACUUGCAGCCCUGGAUUGCUCGAGAUGAUGAGCAAGGUCAGAAGAUGUGGAGAGUCAACCAGCGAAUAGUGAAACUGAUAGCUGAGCUUAUGAGGAACCAUGAUAGCCCAGAAGCACUGAUAAUUCUUGCGAGCGCUUCAGACCUUCUGCUCCGUGCCACGGAUGGGAUGCUUGUUGAUGGUGAAGCUUGUACCUUGCCUCAAUUGGAGCUUCUGGAAGUAACCGCCAGAGCCAUUCAUCUCAUCGUUGAAUGGGGAGAUCCAGGUGUAGCAGUUGCUGAUGGCCUCUCGAAUCUGCUGAAGUGCCGGCUAUCACCUACCAUCCGAUGCCUUUCCCACCCUAGUGCACAUGUACGGGCGCUCAGCAUGUCUGUCCUUCGCGACAUAUUGAACAGUGGACCAAUAAGUUCCACCAAGAUAAUUCAAGGAGAGCAGCGGAACGGCAUCCAAAGCCCAAGUUACCGGUGCGCGGCAGCAAGUAUGACCAACUGGCAAGCGGACGUCGAGAGAUGCAUAGAGUGGGAAGCCCACAACCGUCAGGCCACCGGGAUGACGCUUGCCUUUCUCACUGCAGCGGCUAACGAACUCGGAUGCCCCCUUCCUUGCUGACACAGCCAUAUUUGAAGCUGACAUCGGCGACACUUGACAGUUAACGCGAGCAGUUGCUGCAUGGUCAGCGAGCAGGAUGGCUAAUCCCUUGCUCAAGGAUGACUUCCCAGUCUGCCUUCAUUAUGUGAUUUAAAACUGAUGUAUAUUAGUUGACCCAGUCAUACGGAGCUUGCUCCCACUGUGUGAUUUAACUUUUAAUCUGACGUUAGAUGUUCAAGCAUAUUGAACUGCUUGUGCUGUAACUUGUAUUUCUGUAGCCGAAAGAUGUACACUAUGGUAAAUGAAGACAUAUCAUUUUUCGUCAUGUAAGAUACAUGCUUA
Lolium rigidum is the source of this 3927-nucleotide messenger RNA. RefSeq names its product protein GIGANTEA. Bases 157 to 3606 code for a protein of 1149 amino acids. The transcript is spliced from 15 exons. The record is from RefSeq and is a predicted model, not a curated record. Gene Ontology annotation, biological process: regulation of long-day photoperiodism, flowering; regulation of circadian rhythm; response to stress. NCBI's taxonomy places the organism in Eukaryota, Viridiplantae, Streptophyta, Magnoliopsida, Poales, Poaceae. Gene Ontology annotation, cellular component: nucleus.